Molecule: messenger RNA, 5343 nt
Organism: Mytilus trossulus (common blue mussel)
Lineage: Eukaryota; Metazoa; Mollusca; Bivalvia; Mytilida; Mytilidae
Product: calpain-9-like
Exons: 22
Coding region: 257-2794 (845 amino acids)
Biological process (GO): proteolysis
Cellular component (GO): cytoplasm
Molecular function (GO): calcium-dependent cysteine-type endopeptidase activity; calcium ion binding
Source: RefSeq, a predicted model, not a curated record
UGGAAUAAUCCCAACCGGAAGUGUCAAUCUGUGCACCGGCGAAAGCUCUAUCUGGUAAAACUUUCCCAUUUUUGGUCAUCAGUAAUAUUUAGUUUUAACUAGAAUGUUAUUUUUCUGAGCUGAUAAAAAAGCAUAAGCGUUAAUAAAAUACAACAUUUUUAUAUAAUCGGUGACUUGGCUUGGAAGCAACGACGCGUGCAGAAAUUGGAGGAUCUGGGUGAGGUCAAUUGAGUUCUAGACGACUAGAGAGAGAAAGAUGAAUUUCUUUAAAUCUGCAACACGGACUGUUCGUACAACCACAGAUGAUGGAAGUGGUCCAAGAACUGAAACUAAAACUUAUAGCUUCGGUGACGAUGGCCCAAGCAUUGGCUAUGGUGGUGGUAGCAACAUAGAUAUCGGAUUUGGAAAACAAUUUGGGGGUGGGAAGAAGUCUUUCAACAUAAGUAAUUUUAUUGGAGGAGGUGGAGGGGGUGAUGGUGGUUCUGGUGGAGGAAGAAGGACAUGCAUCAGGCAGCCUUCCCAGCGACCACAGGUUGGGGGCCGUGCAUCACGAAAAGAAAAGAAAAACCCCUUUUCUGGCUUAAAUAACCAAAGCUAUGACAGCAUUAAGAAAAAGUGCUUAGAGGAAGGAAUAUUAUUUGAAGAUCCAGAAUUUCCGGCACAAGACGAUUCAAUAUUUUUUAGCAGAGCACCUAACAGGCCAUUUGUAUGGAAAAGACCAGUGGACUUGGUAGACAGCCCAGAAUUCAUAGCUUCAGGAGUCAGUAGAUUUGAUGUUAAGCAAGGAGAAUUAGGUGAUUGUUGGUUAUUGGCUGCUAUUGCCUCACUUACCUGCAAUGAAGUACUUCUUAAUAAAGUUGUACCACCAGAACAGAAUUUUACUGAUGAAUACUGUGGUUUGUUCAAAUUUAACAUCUGGCAUGAAGGAGACUGGACAGAGGUUGUAGUGGAUGAUAGGCUCCCUUCAUAUAUGGAUAAUUUGGUGUUUAUGCACUCAGCUGAUAAACAUGAGUUCUGGAGUGCCUUACUAGAAAAAGCAUAUGCAAAAUUGCAUGGAUCAUAUGAAUCUCUUAAGGGAGGAAGUACGAGCGAAGCUAUGGAAGACUUUACUGGAGGUGUGACAGAAAUGUUUGACCUUAAGAAGGCACCUAAGGAUCUUCUCACCAUCAUGUUGAAAGCCAAUGACAGAGGAUCAUUGAUGGGUUGCUCUAUUGAUGCUGAUCCUAACCAAUUAGAAGCAGAACUGGCAAAUGGGCUGAUUAUGGGACAUGCUUACAGUGUUACAGCAGUUAAAAUGGUUGAAAUACAGACCCCAGGAAGGAGUGGUAAGCUGCCAAUGGUACGAUGCAGAAACCCUUGGGGUAAUGAAAGUGAAUGGAAAGGAGCCUUUAGUGAUGAGUCAGAGAGAUGGAAGUAUAUAACAGAUUCUGAUAAAGAAGAAAUUGGAUUAACUCAAGAGGAUGAUGGUGAAUUCUGGAUGACAUUUGGUGACUGGCAGUCCAAUUUCCAGAAGUUAGAGAUUUGUAAUCUUGGUCCAGACAGUUUAGAUGAUGAUGAAUUAGUGAAAAUUGGAAAAAAAAGAUGGGAAGCAACAUCUGAAGUAGGAGAAUGGAUUCCCAAUGUUAAUGCUGGUGGAUGUAGGAAUUAUCUCCAGACAUUCUUCACAAAUCCUCAAUACAGGGUAACAGUUACUGACCCAGACGAGGAUGAGGAUGACCUUUGUACUAUACUGGUUGGUGUAUUACAGAAAGACCGAAGAAAGAAAAGAAAAGAGGGACUUGAUAUGUUGACCAUUGGAUAUGUAAUCUACAAGUUAAAAGAUCCUGACUGUGGACCAUUAGAUGUAGACUUUUUCAAGUAUAAUGCUUCAGUGGCUAAAUCUCCAUCAUUCAUCAACCUAAGAGAAGUGUGUGGGCGUCACAUGUUACAACCUGGAACUUACUGCAUCAUACCAUCUACAUUUGAACCUCAUAACAAGGGAGAGUACUUGAUAAGAAUAUUCACUGAAAAGGCUAAUGUCACACAUGAAAUUGAUGAAGAAACAGCAAUACAAGAAGACCAGGAUGUUAAAUGUUAUAAUGUGAUAUUACCUGGGACCAAACAAAUGUUACCACAAGGAUCAUUAAGUUCUCAUCCUCAUGGAGGCAUAGGUGGAGGAAUGCAACGCACUCACAUGCCAAGUGCGGCAAGUGCACCUCCUCCUCAGGAUCAAUAUAGACCUAGUCAGAGGAGGACAGAGGAAAAGCCUCCAACAGAGGAUGAAGUAGAACAAGAGGAUGCUUUAAAGAGAAGUUUCAAAAGAGUUUCAGGAGAUGAUAUGGAAAUUGAUGCAUUUGAGCUAAGGGACAUUCUAAAUGCAGUGUUCAAAAAAGAGGGCUACAUGGAAUUUGAUUUUGAUGGAUUUGGUGUUGAUGCUUGCCGCAGUAUGGUAGCCAUGCACGAUGGUGAUUUAUCUGGAAAACUAGGAUUUGACGAAUUCAAGACACUUUGGACAGAUCUCAGAAAAUGGAAGGGUGUAUUUAAAGAGUUUGACAAAGACAGCAGUGGAAGACUCAGCUCUUAUGAAUUAAGAUCUGCCUUACAUGCUAGUGGAUUCAAACUGAGUAACCGUACAUUUAGCACUCUAGUUAUGAGGUUCAGUAAUAAAGCAGGAGAGAUAGAAUUCAGUGAUUUUAUGCUGUGUGCUAUCAAGCUUAAAACAAUGUUAGCAUCUUUCAAGAGCUAUGAUGCACAGAGACAAGGAAUUGCUGCUUUUGAUGUUGACAGUUUUGUUGCAACUACUAUGUACUCAUAAAAUGUAACAAAGGACCUUCAGAUGUGUUUGUUCCUGUGAUGUAACUGUUUUCUGUCUGUCUCCAUCAUUAGCAAUACUUUUCAAAGAAGUGACUAAAGAUUAUGUACUAUAUCUACCAUAACUUUGCAUUUAGUAUUGUAUUUUCUUUUACAUUUUUUAAUUUCAAGUCUAAUUUGUUGAGGAUUAUGUAUCCUUUGUCACCAGUCAUUUAUACAUUUAUUAUUUUUAAAAACCAGAGAGGCAAUUUAAACCUGAGUCAGAGGAACAGAGAAACAUCAAAUAAAGAGCUCUUGUAAUUAUUAUCUGAAAUUUCAGUAAAUUUUAUUUGAAACCAAUGGAUGUAUUUAGGAUAUUAGGUUCUAAGUACCUGUUAUAUAACUAAGCUUAAAAUCAGACGAGCAAAGAUUUUAAUUUAAUUGUUCCAUAUAGGAAAUUAUUAUGAUUAUGUUUGAAAAACAUUUAGAAGUUUGAUUAAUAUAAAAAAAAAAAAAUUAUACAACAAUUUUACAUGUAGACUCCUAAUAUUUUUAACAGGGUUAAUCCAAAACUUGAAAAUAUAGGAGCCAAUUAAAAGCAUGAUUGGCAUUUCACUCUCAAUGCAUUUGGUCUCAGAUAAAAAAGAAAUCGUACUUAAUCUCCAAUUAGUUAUACAAAAAUGAACCUCUGAUUGCAUGUGGCAUACACAAUUUUAAGACCAAUAUCUUUGAGGAAUUAUUUAUAGUUUCUUAUAUUUAUUCUAUAGCAGUUAUUAUGCAUUUAGAAGUAUCUUGCCUAUAAUUUCAGGGUUGUGGAAUGAUAUUAUAUGUUUUGAAUAUUGAUUCACCAUUCAUAUGGCUGACUUUAGAAUUUGAAGUUGUGUCCAAAGAGUUAAUCAGAAUAGAUUUAUUAAUAAACUUCCAUUCAAAAAUGUUGGAAGCAAGUUGCCUGAAAUAUUGUCUCUUGUCAAGGUUGAGCAAAAGUUGACUGACCACAAAAUUUACUAUUUUUGGUGUUCACAAAAUGUCUCUUGUCAAGGUUGAGCAAAAGUUGACUGACCACAAAAUUUACUAUUUUUGGUGUUCACAAAAUACACUAGAUACCUAUAUUUCUUAACAUUUCCAUACUUUGACAUUUUCAUAACUUUGAUGGUUAGUAUUUUGAUGUUAAGUGACUAAAGAAUGUUUGAAAUGAACAGAAGAAUAAAAAACAAGUUAUAGAAGUGUAAAACAAUAAAAGACUUAAACAAUAAGGAACAAAAUAAUUAUAUAAUUUUUAUGAACAAAUUUUGUAAAUCAUAGUUGAUAAGAGCAGUGUUUCUGCUUAAAAACGGGCAAUUUUUGUUAACUGAAUGUCCAGCAUUAAUUGCCUGUGUCAUCCAUGUAUGAGGUAUGCUGAAUGAGAUUAACCAUUUCCACAACCCUACACUGGAAUAUUACCUCAGUUAAUUUUUAUCUGUUUACUGUAAUCAUGAAAACCCUUUUGGGUUGUUUAUUCUUAUGUCUAUUUUUACAUGUUUACAAAUAGCUUUUGUAGUGUUUUGUGUAGUCUAAAUCAUAUACAAUAUACUGAGUCUGAUAAUAGUUAUUAGAAUUUUAUAAUUAAUAGAUGUUAUUAUAUUCGUUAUUAUUUUGAAAUAUUUAUAUAGUCUGUGGGAUUGUUACUAUGUAUUAUGCAGUGGCAUCUUGUUAUAUUAUCUGUACUUGUUAUUAAGAACUAUUACUUGUAAGAUUAAUGUAAUAUUCAGAUUUAACUUAUGCAAUAUAACCUGCUAACUUUUUUAAUUAUUUAUUUUCACAAUAUUUUUUCCCCAUUAUGUACAUUUUUAAAAGAUCUGCAUUUACAUGUUUUUUAUAACAUAGUGAUACAUAAUUUAUUCUUUUGAUGCAUUUUCUCAAAUAACUGUUUAAACUUGAAGGUUUUGAUAAGAAUGACAAACACAUGGAAAUUAGUACACCACAAAAUUUACUAGUUUUGGUGUUCACAAAAUACACUAGAUGCCUAUAUUUCUCCACAUUUCCAUACUUCGACAUUUUCAUCAAGAUCAAGAUGAUGGUAAUUUAUUUCGAAAAAAGUAUAUAUCAGAUCUGUUCCAGUGAAAUCCCAUAACUGACAAGUAUUGUUAUUUACUGGGUAAUCAAAAUGUUUCAAAGACUUGUGGAACCAGUCUAUCUUGCCUGAACAAUGUAGAUUAUGAAACCAGUUUAUAAUGCAGAGUUUUCCAUUUGCAGAGGGUGUUAAAAUUUAAGAAAACGCUACAUUUUUGAUAUUAAAAAAAAAUUGUGUGUUAAAUUUAGCAUUAUGAUUUUGUUUUUUCUUAACUUUAUGGUAUUGUUCAUUAAAUUGAAUAUAUAUGGUUUAUUUGGUAAGUGCAAUACAUGCUUUUGUUAAAUCUGUUUUCACUUGUAACUUGAUCACUUUUCGAUUUUUAGCAUUUUAUGGUGCUUCUUUUAUCCAUUUUUUCUUGUUGGCCAGGUAUAUGUUAAUAUAUUAUAGAUACGGUAUUAUAGUUUUCCAAGGCACUCACUUAUAUGUUAUUACCAUUUUUAACCAAUAAAACAAUGUGCUCUUGA